CGGGUCCCGCUCGGGGCGGAGCUCGGCAGCAGCGCUCUGCCCGGGGCAAUGUGGGGCUGCGGCGGGCUGAACAGAGCAGCCCGGGCUCUCGUCGCCCCGCGGGGCCGGAGCAGCGGGGCGGGCCCGCCCGGGAGGAGGCCGGGGGCAGCGGCCGGUGACCAUUAUGGUCAGGCUUUUCAGAGAGGCCCCGGGGGCUUCAGUGAGAACUACAGCUGGAAAAUGCAGUUGACAUCCAACAGUACAAGGUUUGUCUGUCUGACUGAAACGAAAAGCAGCAUGUCUGCUAUGAAGAGGCUAUACAGUACUUCACACACGACAGUGGAUUCAAAAGAGAUGAAAAAAUUCCAGCUUUUGGCACAUAGAUGGUGGGAUGAACAAGGAGAAUAUUCCAUCUUGCAUUCUCUGAAUGAUAUUAGAGUGCCAUUUAUUAGAGAUACUCUAUUGAACAUGAGUAGUGAUCAUCAGUUGGGAAGCCCUCUGUCCAGUGUAAAGAUUCUAGAUGUUGGCUGUGGUGGUGGAUUGUUAAGUGAACCUCUAGGUAGACUGGGAGCUUCAGUUACUGGAAUUGAUCCUCUGGAGGACAACAUUAGAACAGCAGAACAGCACAAGUCAUUUGAUCCAGUCCUAGCCAAGAGAAUACAGUACAAACCGUGUUCACUGGAGGAUAUUGCAGAAGAGGCUACAGAAACCUUUGAUGUAAUGGUUGCUUCUGAAGUAGUGGAGCAUGUGGCUGACCUAGAAACAUUUAUCAAGUACUGCUAUCAAGUGUUAAAACCUGGAGGCUCGUUAUUCAUUACUACAAUCAACAAAACACAGUUGUCCUAUAUCUUGGGGAUUGUAGUUGCAGAGAAAAUAAUGGGCAUUGUACCAGAAGGUACUCAUGACUGGGAGAAGUUUAUUUCACCUGAAGAGCUAGAAUGUCUGCUCGACUCAAAUGGCUUUUUAGUCAAGACAGUGAAUGGAAUGUCAUACAACCCCUUCUCAGGGUCCUGGAGUUGGACUGAAAGCACUAGCAUUAACUAUGCGGUGCAUGCCAUGAAAACUAGGGUAAAAGAACAAUCAAAUUCAAGAGAGCCACCUUCAGAGACAGAUAAGGAGGAGCACCUAGCCGAAGCUAAUGCCAGCACAACUGUCUGAGACACGGUAGUAGGCAAGCAGCAAGGAGUUGAAGGAAGAUUUGCAUAAAUGGUUGUAAUAAAACUGUUCGUUUGCAACAAGUCUGCUGUUCAUAUACAUGGCAGUUAAGAUGUUUUUGCCAAUCUGUUUCAAUGUAGUCUGGGGGGAGAACAAUUGUUUAUUCUCUCAGGAAUCAUGUAGGAUUAAGAUGGGAAAGUUUUUGGAGAGCUCUUUUAUGAGAAAAUAAUUUCAAACCUUCAGAUUAUUCUGUCAGUAUUUGUGUACGAUGGCUUUUACAGUCCUACCAAGAAAACACAAGUUUCAACAGGACUCCAGAGAGUAAUGGGUUGAUGCUGAGUUCAAUGUGGAGUCACUUUUAAAAACGCAAUACACUGUGUAAAUAGAAGGAUUUAAGCAGUUUUUAAAUUAAACUACCCAAGUGCGCUGUUCAGAAACUUGUUUCUGUAUUUAAUUAAUUGUUAAAACACCAAAACCCUCUUUUCCUCCUUCCGUUCUGGAUAUUCCAACUGUGGGAAAAGAAGGGACGGGUAGUGACAUAGGAGCUCCUGCUCUGUCUCCGCGCCACUGGUGUGAGCCGUCCAUGGCUGGUUACACUAGUACUGCAGUCUGGUUCAGCGAUGGCAACACCACACUUGGGAAUCUGGUCUCUGAAUGUCAACCUGUCUCACCCUCCAAAAAUGGGACCUGUUACCAGGUCCUUCAUAUUUAAGUAAAAUCGUCACAAUUUAAACAGUCACUUUUGUAGCAUAAAGCAGCAGUUAUCAGGCCAUCAGUUCGUUUACAAUCUGUUAUAGAAUCUAAAUUAUGUGAGUGGCACAAUCCUUUACCUACUUCACUGAGCUGAUAGGAGGUGUUCUUGGUAAAAAGCUAUUCUGCUCUGAAAUGUGAGUCUCUAAAUAAAAUGGUGUUGCAUGUGUCCAUGA
Messenger RNA from Caretta caretta (loggerhead turtle), 2060 nucleotides. RefSeq names its product coenzyme Q3, methyltransferase (gene COQ3). Gene Ontology annotation, cellular component: mitochondrion. The record is from RefSeq and is a predicted model, not a curated record. Gene Ontology annotation, molecular function: polyprenyldihydroxybenzoate methyltransferase activity; 3-demethylubiquinol 3-O-methyltransferase activity. Lineage: Eukaryota; Metazoa; Chordata; Testudines; Cheloniidae. Gene Ontology annotation, biological process: ubiquinone biosynthetic process.